Messenger RNA from Vicia villosa (hairy vetch), 1185 nucleotides. RefSeq names its product gamma-soluble NSF attachment protein-like. The transcript is spliced from 9 exons. Gene Ontology annotation, molecular function: soluble NSF attachment protein activity; syntaxin binding. The coding region runs from base 117 to 1007 and encodes 296 amino acids. Gene Ontology annotation, biological process: intracellular protein transport. Gene Ontology annotation, cellular component: SNARE complex; vacuolar membrane. Lineage: Eukaryota; Viridiplantae; Streptophyta; Magnoliopsida; Fabales; Fabaceae. The record is from RefSeq and is a predicted model, not a curated record.
UGUAAAUUCCUGGACCUAGAGGAACAUGUCUGAAGCGUAAGCUGUGAGUUAGUACAACAAACAGUCGUUGAAUCGGAAGGGACUACACAAGAAGACACAGACAGCACAGCACAAUCAUGGCAUCCUCUGAUCCCAACAAGUUGUUAACCAAAGCUGAUAAACUAACAAAACUCAGUCUCACUAGGUGGAGUGCUGAUUGGAAGACUGCUACUGGUCUUUAUGAGCAGGCUGCUAUUGGGUUUAGAGCUUCCAAGAAUCAUGAGAAAGCCAAGUUGGCUUUUGAGAAAGCUUCGCAAGGACAAGAGAUGCUUUCUUCACCUUGGGAUGCAGCUAAGCUCAUGGAAUCUGCUGCUGCUCUGGCCAAGGAACUGAGCAACUGGAGAGAAGUUGGAGACUUCUAUCAAAAGGCAUCUCAGUUGUACAUGGAGUGCGGUAGACCACAACCUGCAUCGGACGCUCUUGCAAAGGGAGCUCGUGCUUUGGAAGAUACCUUGCCUGAAGAAGCUAUUCAGUUAUAUACAGAUGCUUGUACAAUUCUGGAAGACGAUGAUAAGGAUCAGAUGGCGUUUGAUCUAUACCGUGCUGUAACUAGUGUUUAUAUAAAACUUGAGAAAUAUACAGAUGCCGCAUCUUCCCUGUUGAGAUUGGGCUUGGCAGCUGACAAAUGCAAUGCUACCAAUAGUCAAUCCAAGGCUUAUCUUAGUGCCAUUAUUGUCUACCUUUAUGCUCACGACUUUCAGCAAGCAGAGAAGUGUUAUAAUGACUGCUCUCAGAUUGAAGCUUUUCUCAAAAGUGACCACAAUCGCUGCGCUAGCAAGUUUCUUGCUGCUUACACAGAUGGAGACGUCGACGAAAUCAAAAAAAUUGCUCAGUCUAGUGGUGUUAACCAUCUUGACCAUGCAAUCAUUCGGCUCGCAAGGAAACUUCCAACUGGCGACGUGAGUGCAUUAAAGACUGCCACGGCCGAAGAUGACGAGGAACCACUGGACGAAAAUGACCUGACUUAACUUCUAGUAGUGUUCUAUUUAUACAGCAUUGGUGCAGAACCUAUUACUAGUUGAUGAGUGAAUUGAAUUGUUUGGUGUAUAUUGAUUUUUGUAUAAAAAUAUACUGUUCUUUUUACUGGGUAUAUAUAUGCAUAUUGAAAUUGAAAUGCAGGUAAUAAGAGGGAUGUUAUUCAAUCAA